This is a messenger RNA of Salvelinus fontinalis (brook trout), 9067 nucleotides long. Its product is annotated as disks large homolog 5-like. The record is from RefSeq and is a predicted model, not a curated record. NCBI's taxonomy places the organism in Eukaryota, Metazoa, Chordata, Actinopteri, Salmoniformes, Salmonidae. The coding region runs from base 467 to 6640 and encodes 2057 amino acids. Gene Ontology annotation, molecular function: protein binding. The transcript has 35 exons. Gene Ontology annotation, biological process: regulation of apoptotic process.
AGCAGCUGCUGAACAGCCCAGACAUUGCGCAGGAUACAGUAUAGCUGGGGAACGGCGAGAGAGUUACGGUAGUUUUCCUCGCACUUGAGUUGGUAUAGUGCAUGAAAUAAAUGACUCUUUGGAAAAAGCUCAUGUGUUAGGGCAGGGUUUUGUCGGAAUAACGCAAAAAUGGAUGAAGUUGCCAAACGUAAGUAACCUGGGAAAAUGUAUGGCUGUUUAGUGCAGUCAACAGUAGGCAACAAAUAUGGCUUCGUGUGCCUUUUCCUAUUUGUUAUAAAAAAUUGCUGUCCCAUGCCAUUAGAUGUCAUGGCUGUUCUGCUGAAUUCAUACAAGUGACAAUUAGGAAGUUAGUUCCUUGUUCGCUUAUCGGGCAGGGGGGUCAUUUUGGAGAAAUAAAGCCAAGGAUACGUUAGCUAACCAGUCUGCUAACGUUAGCUAGUUAGCUACCGAACUAAAGCGAACGGCAAUGGAGCCAAAGCACAAAGAGUUGUUAGACCAAUGCCACCAAAACUUGCUGGACUCAAUAACUGACGCAGACCGGCUGAUAGAGUUGCUGAUAAUCUCCGGUACUCUAAGCCAGCUCGACCGCUUCGAACUGGACCAAAACUGCUCUUCCAGCGCGGAGAAAGUGGACCAGCUUUUGAAGAUGCUUGUGAACAAGGAAAGCGACCAUUUCCUCGAACUGUGUGUGGCCUUGGAGAAGACGUACCCUGAGCUGUAUUCUGCACUCUUUACUAACGGCGGUGGACCCGUUGACCAUUCGUCUGGCUCUACAUACAGUGUUCUCUCCACCAUGCCCUCAGACUCUGAGAGUAGCAGCUCCCUAAGCAGUGUCGGUUCACCCCCCGGUACCGGUAACGGCUCAGCCUCGUCUCCGCCCCCAGCCCUCAACGACAACCGGCCAGCUGGUGACAACCUGGACACCAUCCUGUUCCAGCUGCGCCAGGUGACCCGUGAGAGGGACGAGCUCCGCAAGCGCCUGGCCCUGGCAUCACCCGGCACCACCUUCGACGACUGCAGGCCAAAUUCCAAAGCCAGCCAUGAUUACGAGCGUCUGAAAAACCAGUGUAUGAGGGCCAUGGCAGAUCUCCAGUCUCUACAGAACCAACACACCAAGACUCUGAAGAGAUGUGAGGAGGCCGUCAAGGAGGCUGACUUCUACCAUAUGCUCCACAGCCGUGUGUUCGGAGACCAGUCUCAGCUGAAGGAGGAGCUGGAGGUGUUGAGGAGAGACCACGCUCAGCUGGUCAGGGAACACAACCACCUGAAGCAGAGCUGUGAGGAGCUCCACAGGCUGCACAGUGACGACCAGAAGGAGGUGGCUGACAUGAGGCUGCAGCAGCAAGAGGUGAUGAGAGAGAACGGUUCCUCAGAUGUUCUCAACAAGCUAUACGACACAGCCAUGGACAAGCUGGAGGGGGUGAGGAAGGAACACGAUUCGCUGAGCAAACGCUACGGUGAGAAAGUUGCGAAUCACAACACGGACCUGAGCAGGCUGGAGCAGGCGGAGGAAGAGAACCGACGACUACAGAAACAGAUGGACACGUUGCUGAAACAACGAGACAAGGCCAUACACUACCAACAACAUUGCUCUACGUCCAUGAGGAGGUUUGACUCUGUACAACAGGAGCUGGACAAGUCUUCAGCCCAGAACAAGGUGCUGCAGAGGGAGAUGGAGCGGCUGCAGUCGGAGGUGAUGCGCUGUAAGAACUUCCAGCUGAAGGCAGUAAAGGACUGUGAGAAGUACAAGGAGGAGAGAGACUCUGUGUUCAACGAGUAUAGGCUCAUCAUGAGUGAGAGGGACCAGGUGAUCAAGGAGCUGGAAAAGCUGCAGACGGCGCUGGAGGCUGCAGAGGCCCGCAUCAAAAACACCUCUUCUGAAAGGAUGGUGGCCAGCGAGGAGACGGAGGCUCUCAGACAGGAGCUGAACUCAUCGUUGGUGGACCGGGAUAGAGCAAUCUGUGAGAGGAACGAGCUGUUGGAGAAGUUCUGCCACGAGGUGAAGGACAAGGCUGAGGCCCAGAAGGAGUUGAGCCAGGCUUGUAAAGAUAUCGAGGCGGUCCGGGAGGAGAGAGACGUGGCCCGCAAGGAGAGGACAGAAGCUAUCAUACAGAAAGAACAGCUACUGAGAGAAUACUACCAGGCUAGACAGAAACAAGAUUCUGCCACCCUGGACAUAGAGCGUGUCAACAAGGAGAUGGAGGUGUUGAGGAAGCAGUACGAAGCCAUGUCUCAGGAGCUGAAGGAGGCCACGCAGGAGGCUGAGGUGGCCAAGUGUCGACGUGACUGGGCCUUCCAGGAGAGAGACAAGAUAGUGGCAGAGAGAGAGAGCAUACGGACGCUGUGUGAUAACCUGCGUAGGGAGAGGGACCGGGCGGUCAGCGAUCUGGCCGACGCCCUGCGUAACCUUGACGACAUGAGGAAGCAGAAGAACGACUCGUCACGGGAACUGAAAGAAUUCAAAGAGAAGAUGGAGAGCCAGCUGGACAAAGAGGGAAGGUUCUGUCAGCUGAUGGCACACAGCUCCCAUGACUCGGCUAUCGACACAGACUCUCUGGAGUGGGAGACUGAGGUGGUGGAGUUUGAGAAGGACAGGGAUGACAUGGAUUUGAAGGCACUUGGGUUUGACAUAGCAGAAGGGGUAAAUGAUCCGUAUUUACCAGGAGAUUGUGGAAUAUUUGUGACAAGAGUUGACAGAGGAAGUAUUGCAGAUGGAAGGUUAAGAGUGAACGAUUGGCUGCUGAAGUUAAAUGAUGUGAAUUUGACCAAUAAGGACAGGAAGCAGGUGGUGAACGCGGUGCUUAAUGGAGGCGGACUGAUCAACAUGGUGGUGCGCAGAAGGAAGUCUCUGGGAGGGAGGCUGGUCACCCCCAUACACAUCAACCUAAUCGGACACAAAGACAGCGGUAUAGGUCUGGAGAGUGGCGUGUUUGUGACGGCCCUGGUCCAUGGGAGUCCUGCUACCAGGGAGGGAUCUCUGACAGUCGGAGACAGACUUAUCGCUAUCAACGGCAUCGCUCUGGACAACAAGUCGGUGACGGAGUGUGAGACUCUGCUGAGGAACUGUAGGGACUCUCUAAGCCUCUCUCUCAUGAAGUUCUUCCCUCACAGUUGGUCGGGCCAGAGCAUCUUCGAGAGCCUGCGGGAGUCAUCGUCCAACGGCCGUCUCUCCGAGGUACUCUCCAGGAAUAGCCUCAAACACAAGAGCUCCACACAGACAGACAUCUUCUGCCCCGACACAGGAGGGGGGGGUUGUAACGUCAACAUCCCUGGAGAGAGGAGGAAGGGCGGGGCAGGUGAACCUGAGGAAGGGAUGGGGGUGUACGGGGACAUCAGGAAGCCCUUUUCCAUGGGGUCUCUCCACUCAACCAGCCUUCGGCCGUCCUCUGACCUCGGUCUGGGUCCCCCGGGCCGCUACGGCCCCAGCGCCUUCCAGGAGUGCUGCUCUGGGUCCCCCUACGCCAAGGCACCCCCACCCCCCAUCACCUAUGACCCCUCUAACCCUGCUGACUGCAUCACCAUGGAGACCACCCUGGAGAGGAAGCAAAGUGGCGGCACCUGGCCUAAGGUGAUCGUAGGUGGGAUGUCCUUCGCCGUGGAUACGACCACAGCGAUGACUCCGACCCAACUGUCCAUCUUCAAGUCGCCCAAACAGAGGAAGUCCAUCUUCAACCCGGAUGCCUUCAAACCACGGCCUGAGACGACGCCCCAGUCUUCCAAGAUGGAGUACCUGUCGCCCAGUCAACUGGUGGCCCACUCCCCGCAGCCCUCCAAGACGGAGUCUCUCUCCUCCUCCUCUACGGUCACACCUCCGACUCCACCCACCCGCAACGAUUCGUUCAAACACAAACAGCAGAGCAGCUCUGCCUCCGACUGCACGCUUACCUCCGAUGGGGCCAAAGGGGAGGCUGUUUCCGUAGUUAAGGGGGAGAGCAGUGGGGAACGAGAAAGGGACAGGAAUGGGAACCACUACUUCCUGGACGGGAAGGUCCUGACACAGAGGAAGUCAUGUGACGAGGACAUUGGUCGAACCAGGGGUAGGGAGCCUGAGGUAAAGAGGCUCCGCCCUAAAUCUGCCCCAGCGCUCAGACGUAGGAUGACCCCCCAGUCCAUCACCCUGCCCUCCUUUCAGAGCUACUCCAAUGAUGAUCACUCUCCAGAGCCCAGAGAGAUGCUUCGCUCCUCCCCCAACCGCUCCCACAGACAGAGUGUGGGCUUCGGCACCACAGUCUACAACGGUACCUUGCCUGCAAAUUCGGCCCAUCGUGGCCUGGCCCCGUGUCCAGCAGUGACUGCUGUGAUAAGGAACCCAGUAUACACAGUCCGCAGCCACAGAGUCCACACCAACAACUGUCCCUCUGUCUCCUCCCAGAUCUGCCAACACCAGCACAACAACCAACACCACAGUCCGCAGCACCAGGGCCGUCUGAGCCUAGACCUGAGCCAGAAGCGUCCAGCAGCAGACUACUCAUCGUCCUCGUCACGCAGCAGCAGCACCUCCCAUGGUACCAACUCACUACCCUCCAGCGCUCGCCUGGGCCUUGGUUGGUCCAGUAACGUCCAGUACCGGACAGAGAGGAUAAAGAUCCCCUCCACUCCCCGCUACCCACGGUCCAUGCUGGGCUCUGACAGAGGCUCCCUGUCCCAUUCAGAGUGCAGCAGCCCCAGCCUCAUUACUCCACCCCACUCACCUCUCAACCUGGAGACUUCCUCCUUUGCCAGCAGCCAAUCACAGAGCUCUAUCUCCACCCUGCCCAGAAUCUCUGUCAGCCCUGUGACAGUAGGAGAGCGGAGUAAAGACCGGUCUCUGUACCGUAACAGGUCUUUUCUGAGGAUCCCUCUGGCUGCUAGGCCGAGGUUCUCCUCUCUCAGGAGCCUCAGGCCGUACCUGGAGGAACCUCGGAAUGUGAUCGUUCACAAAGGGGCGGAGCCUCUGGGCAUCUCUAUUGUCGGUGGCGAGAACGGCGGCAUCUUCGUCUCCAAGGUGACGGGAGGCAGCAUCGCCCACCAGGCCGGCCUGGAGUACGGCGACCAGCUCCUCGAGUAUAACGGUAUUAACCUGCGUAAUGCCACAGAGCAGCAGGCCAGGCUGAUCAUUGGUCAGCAGUGUGACACCAUCACCAUUAUGGCUCAAUACAACCCCCACAUGUACCAGCUGGGAAACCCCUCACGAUCCAGUUCUGGUCUGGAGCCGGUGAGCAGCCAGUUCACGUCCCAGGGCAGUGGAGCCACCACCCCAGACAACCACUCUACUAUAGACACUCUGAGUGAACAAGACGAAGGAACACUCACCCCCUCCUCCAAACAGACCACCCCUACAACUAGUCCUCACAGCUUCAUCAGGGUGUCAUCAGAGGGCAGUCGUAAGGUGUGUGAGCCGCGGGUGGUGACGGUGCGCAGGGCCCAGGGUGCAGAGCUGGGGCUGGGGCUGUGUGGAGGGAACCUCCGGGGGGUCUAUGUAAAGAGUCUGGAGGAGGACAGCCCUGCUAGGGGACCAGAGGGCCUGCAGCCUGGGGACCUCAUACUGGAGUAUGGGUCAGUGAAUAUGAAGAACAAGACGGUGGAGGAGAUGUAUGUAGAGAUGCUGAAGCCGGCCGAGACGGUCACUCUCAGAGUCCAACAACGACCUGACGACUUCAACAUGGUCAAAGACACACCGGGGGACGGCUUCUAUAUCAGAGCACUUUAUGAGCGGACUGCGGAGGCAGAGCUGGACCUGAGUUUUCAGAAGGAUGAUAUCCUCUAUGUGGAUGAUACUCUACCAAAGGGCAGCUUCGGCAGCUGGAUGGUCUGGCAGCUGGAUGAGAACGCACAGCGAAUUCAGAGAGGACAGAUCCCCAGCAAAUACAUGAUGGACCAGGAGUUCUACCGUAGACACAGUAUGACAGAGCUGAAGGACGACAAGGACAGUAAGAGUCUGUCUGCGGCCGCCAGGAGAUCCUUCUUCAGGAGGAAAAACAAGCACAAACGCAGCGGCUCUAAAGACGGCAAGGAACUGGUGGCCCAGGACGCCAUUAGCACAGACUCCAUACCAUUUCUAGAGGACUGUGUGAGCCUGGCGUACCAGCGGGUCCAGAAGGUAGUGUGUGUUUCCUCUAGGCCGGUCGUGAUCCUCGGCCCUCUCUCAGACCCCGUCAAGGACAUGCUGGUUAAAGAGUCCCCCGGGAAGUUCUGCAGAUGUGUCCUUGAGGUGAUGAAGGCAUCCCAGCAGGCUAUAGAGCGUGGAGUCAAAGACUGCCUCUUCAUCGACUACAAACGCAGGAGUGGCCAUUUUGACGUGACCACCGUGGCCUCCAUCAAGGAGAUCACAGAGAAGGACUGUCACUGUCUGCUAGACAUCGCCCCCCACGCCAUUGAGAGGCUGCACAGCGUUCACAUCUACCCUAUCGUCAUCUUCAUCCGCUACAAAAACGCCAAGCAGAUCAAGGAACAGAAGGAUCCAGUGUACCUGCGGGACAAGGUCUCUCAAAAACAUUCCAAGGAGCAGUUUGAGGUAGCACAGAAGAUAGAGCAGGAGUAUAGCACAUUCUUUACAGGUAUUGUCCAGGGCGGCACUCUGCCCUACAUUUGCACUCAGAUCAUAACUAUAGUUGACCAGGAACAGAGUAAGGUCCUGUGGACUCCCCUUGGCUGCCCCUAGAGGGUGGAGGCCACCACUGCACCCUUCUCCCCUAGAGGGUGGAGGCCACCACUGCACCCUUCUCCCCUAGAGGGUGGAGGCCACCACUGCACCCUUCUCCCCUAGAGGGUGGAGGCCACCACUGCACCCUUCUCCCCUAGAGGGUGGAGGCCACCACUGCACCCUGUUGCACUGCGCCUCUCCACUCACAACAAACACUACAAAACCUUCCACACUAUACCAAUAGGUACACUACAGUAAGCUACUACACAUGUAAGCUAGAUAUUUUUGUUAUUGUUUUCAGGGUGUUGAUUUGUACCUUUUUAACCAGAGCCUUUUCUUCUCUGUAAUCUGUAGCAGGUUGGUAGAACUGACAGGUGGUGUUACUCUUCAUUUGGCCUUCCCUAAGGGUUUUAAGGUGGUGUUUCUGUAAACCUGCAUUGUAAGCAGCCUUUUACAGUUAAGAAAUGAGUGUUGUUGUUAAAUGUUCUGCUGGAAUGUGUUAGACCCCCCCCCCCUGACCCAGAAUCAGCCCUUAAAUCAAACCUGUGUAUCAAAUGACAUCACCCUGUUUUACACACCCCGUUCAAUGAAUGACAACUAAUAAUGUGGAAUAAUAACUGUGUGUGCGUAUGAAUCGUGUGUGUGUAUGAGCGAGAGAGAGCGAGAGUAAUAUUAUUGAUGAAUUGUAAUGACUUUGUUGGUUGGAUUGAAACAUGGUCUUUGAUAUUGGUAUGAAGUUGACGCCAUAGAAACGUUACCUGUAGAACAGAUAAACCUCUCCAAGCGAUAUGUCUUAUUGGUCUUCUGUCAAAAAAUGUUUUACCCAAAAGAGAUUUUGAAUGGGUCAAAUCAAACAAUAUUUUACAGCUUUCAAUCAGACCAAACUUCAGUGUGCAUCACGUGUGUAACUGUGUCAAUAAAUUAAAUUGUGUGUCUAUAGCAAAGCAAAAGCCAUGAAAAUCACACAUGGCAGUAGCGAAUGUUGUCUGGUCUACUCGUUGCGUUUCUAUGGUCACUGCACGUGAGUGGACAGUUUACGGGCUUAUCGGAAGUGCCUUCCGUAGGAGACGGCCCCCAUUCCGAUCUGAUGGAACAGGAUAAGUAGAAGCAAUAUGGUGAUAGGACCUCCCCACUGCCCAUUGGAAGGCUAGCUAGAGCCAUCACCAUGCUGUUCACACCCAUCUGUUACCUUGAGAUCUGCAAACACCAUGAAGUUAACACUAGGGUUGCAAAAUUCCCUGUAGUUUCUUAAAUCCCAUUCGGAGGAUUCCCGGAAUCGUGAGGUGAUUAAGCAGGAAAUCCGCCAAUCAGGAUUUUCGGUAAACCAGGGAUUUUAUUGAAAGUUCACGGAAUUUUGCAACCCAAGUUAACACUAUAGUUCUGCAAACAAACCAAACUCGGUUCUGGGGCCCCCCCAGAGCUUGUUUUGGAAUGAAACAGUACAGAGCAUAUGACAAUUGCAAGGUUGUGAGGGUAGUCCAGACGGCGACCACCUCAGAAUACACUCCAGGGCUAGACAGACCACUGUGUCUCCAUCACAUAUCUAUCUGUCACAUAUUUAAAGACAAUAUAGAGAAUAUAUAUAUAAUAUGUUUGUGUGUGUGAGUGUACAUGCCUCACGGGGGCCUAUGGACUGUAACAGUAUGCAGAUUAAUUAUUCUAUAGUACAUGUAUUUCAACUAGUUCUCAGGCCUGUGGAAGUUCAGUAGUCAUGUCUUAGCAGGUAUUUGCAUGUUUUACUGUUUUUGUCUUUGGUUGUCACCUUUUUUAAAUGUACUCACAAACCAGAAUGACACCAUGGAGCAAAUAUAUUUUCUUUAUUCCUUAAUAAAACCAUUUAAAUGUUAGUGAUACAUUUUUUUCCAUUAUUUAAUGUAUUUUUUAUCUAAGCGGCACAAACACAUUCUCCUGCAUCCUAAUGUGCCAAAGUCCAGUACGUCAGUUUGAUCUUUUUUAUUUCUGUUUUGCACUUGUUAUUCUGUGGACCUUAACAAAUAGUUCCUAGGUUUCCCAGUAGACGUUAUAAAUGAAUAGGUACUAUCAUUUUUACUAACUAAUUCACAUUUUAAAUGUAUCACAUUAGUUCCAUACAUUUCAUUGAUGGCCUUUAUUUUUUAAUAAUCUUGAUUAGAAAACAGACAGAAUGCUCCUCCAUAUUUGCAUUUUUGCUGAAAAAGGGACUUAAUGCACAGUUUUUCAAAGGAAAAUCAGAUCUGAAGUUUGACUAUUGGGCUGUAUGAUCGGUAUAUUAAGUACAAUUGUAAUGUACCUUUUUGUAGUAGGUAGAGAUGGUUUAAAAUGUGAAAUGGUUGUAUUUCUAAGAAGAAUGACAAGCUGCCAGGUACUGUUCUGCGGUUUUAUUUUUAUUUUCUUUGAAAAAUGUGAUAUGUAUCAAAUGUUGAGACAUUAACAUUAGAAUAAAAGUCAUUUUCUCUAUCGCAAUGA